Molecule: messenger RNA, 3995 nt
Organism: Crotalus tigris (Tiger rattlesnake)
Lineage: Eukaryota; Metazoa; Chordata; Lepidosauria; Squamata; Viperidae
Exons: 2
Coding region: 2904-3995 (363 amino acids)
Biological process (GO): mRNA splicing, via spliceosome
Cellular component (GO): nuclear speck
Molecular function (GO): mRNA binding
Source: RefSeq, a predicted model, not a curated record
GUCUUGUGCUCAGGUAAGUGAAGGUAAGAUUAUAGCCUUAGACUUUAAACUUGCACCUGUUUACCUGAAAGUCAGUGCAAGUAAACGCAGCGCAGCUUAUUCAUGGUUUAUUUAAUGAGUCAGAAUUGACUGGUUUCAAAUGGUUGCAAUGUUGACAAAGCCACGUUAUGGCAGUGUGUGAUACUGAACACAACUUUUGCUGGUAUUAAUAGAUGUGUUUAUUCUUGCCCUGCAAAUAAAUUUGGAUUUGAACUUUGGAUUCUCUGAUCUUUAUUUUGGGUUUUGCCACUGUGCUGUACCACUAGCUCUCUUUUGCAAAUAGAAACAGAUAGCUCUGCUCCUCACAUUUCCAACUGCUUGGGAAGGAUGCUUAAACUGCUAGUUUCUUGGGUAUCAUACUUCUCUCCUUUUGUAAAAGUUAAGAAAUAUAUGAAAUAUUAACAGACUAGUAGGCUUGUGACACAGUCCGUAAACUAUCUUCUGUGCUACUGUAUAAACUAUAUGGUAUUAACUAUCUGAAUGAAAAUGAAUUUUCAUGGUAAAGACGAAGCUUCAUCUCCUUGCAAAUUAAUGAAAUAAAAUUCAAUAGUCAUAUAGUUGUUGUUUUUAGCAGAAACCAACUUCAUUUAUAAUAUGAGAAAAUAAAAUAUUACAGACUUUCCUUUGAAGAAGAUAAUUGUGUUUUAAAGACAAGCCUUGCAAUACUGGAUUGGAUUAAAUUUUAUUCAGGAAGCUGUACUCUAUGACACAGUUGUAUGACUUCAUCUUCUGGGGCAGGAUAGGCAACCUACCAGCUGGCUCAGGAAUUCUGGGAGUUGAAGUCCACGAGUCAAAAGAGCCAAGGUUGCCUACCCCAUUUCUGGGGGAAUCCUCAGGUAACUCCCUUCCCUUCUUUCUUUGGGCAGAUGUAAGAGAAGUGGAUUUUUUGCCUGAAGAACAAAACCCAAAGUUGAUGUAAGCACUAUCUAAACAUGUAAAAAUAAACAAGGGUACUAGUAUUGCUUAAAAAGACAUCAACUGCAAAGCCGAAGCAUUCUAAAGCAUAUGACACCAAUGUAUGAGAAAUGCUUAGGGUUUUUGCCAUACCAAUAGACAAUACAGUGAAGUAUCCUGUAACCAAGAUCUGAUGCUUCCCAUUCCUGUCCUGGAGAAAGACAGUUAUGAAUGGAAACUGGAACAUACUCAAAAUUGUAGCAAGACCACUGAAAUUGGGAAGGCUAAUAUCCUCAGAUUAAAUUCCAUUGCAAAAGUCUUUUGUUUGUUCUCCCCCACUCUUUCCCCCCAUCCUUUGGCUGCCAACAGAGACUUGCCGAAAGGCAUCUGUAAAUGUUGAGAAUAGCUGCUGCUGCUGCUGCUGCUGCUACUGCUGAGAACAGAAAGUAACUAAUUGUACUGCUGAUAGGGAAAGGAAAGUAAUUGAAGGGAGAUGAAUCUCUCUAUAGUUGAGUACUGUAUGUGCCAGGAGAAAGGAGGAAGUGUAUUGCAGUCUAGGUGUGGUGGAAAAUGAAAGGCUAUAAAUAUGAAAUGUUAUUUGUCAUGCCUUCCUGGCAUCACUCUUUUAAUUUGUGAAGCCUCAGGUGGCAACAAAUGAAAUUCAUGUCUUUUUUUGUGCUGGGAAAAGCAUCAUAAAGACUUUUUAUAAUUCAGUACUAUAUUUUCAGGAAGUACGAUCUUGCUUAUGGCAGAUUUAACACUUUUCCGCUAGAUUAAGGAUUCUUUGGUUUGCUUUCAAAUGGCAGCUCCAUAACAUUUCUGUACAGGUAGUCCUCAGCUUGCAACCAAAACUGAGCCCAAAAUCUAUGUUGUUAAGUGAGAAAUUUGUUAAAGUGAGUUUUGCCCCAUUUUACAACUUUUCUCACCACAGUUGCUAAGUGAAUCACUGCAGUUCUUAAAUUAGUAACAUGGUUGUUAAGUGAAUCUGGUUUGCCCACUGGCUUUACUUGUCAGAAGUUUGCAAAAGGGGAUCACGUGACUUCAGGACACUGCAAAGGGACACUGUGUGUCAGUUGUCAAGCAUCUGAAUGUAAAUCACGUGACCAGGGGAGGCGAUAAUGGUCAUAAGUGUGAAAAAUGGUCAUAAGUUAAUUUUCAGUACUGUUGUAACUUUGAACAGUCACUAAAUGAACUAUUGUAAAUCAAGGACUACCUGUAAUCCAAGGUAACAUUUCAAAAUAUUGUGAAACACUCUUGGCGGGUUCCCUUGCUUUGCCACCCUAGUGGCAGUUGAAUGAGAGAUUAUAUUUUUAAUAACCUUUCAUUCAGUUUCUACUGGAAUGAUUGUAUCUUGACCUAAGCCAUGUUUUUAUCAUUGAUUGGGGCCUUUGAUCAAUGUAGAAAUACAGUUACAGGUUUAAAUUACUUUUUUUAGAAUGUUCAGUGCACCUCCACAAUGGAAAAAUUGUACAUUAUGAAAAAUGUACAUAAAAUGCUACUUUAUAGAGAAAAUACAUAGAAAAAUAUUUACAGUUUUCUGAAUGGUAUUAAGUAAAAGUAAGCAGAAAGUUUUCAUGAAGUCAUUUGAAUCUUUCGGGUCAAGCUGGGAAGUGAAGGCUAAUGGCUGCUUUCAGAUGCUCUAAAGCAGUGGUUCUCAACUUUUCUAAUGCUGUGACCCCAUAAUACAGUUCCCCAUGUUGUGGUGACCCCCAAGUGGGUGUGGCCACCAAUAAGAGGGAGUAGGACAGCUAGGGAAAAGGGAAAAAAAUGGCGGACAGCAUGGUUUGGCGACCCCCGUGAAAUGGUCGUUCGACCCCAAAUGGGGUCCCGACCCACAGGUUGAGAACCACUGCUCUAAAGACAUAAUUGCUCAAUUAUUGCCAAAGUGACUGGAAGGAGCAGCCACACAGCUGGCUCGUAGAUUGGUUUCUUUUCCCUCGCUAGAUGCUGCCUUUCUUAGGAAUCCCACCAUGAUCGAUAGCUCCAAGAAGCAGCCACAGAGGUUUCCACAGAUUUUACGUUUUGAAGAUAUUGAAUCGUUAAAGGGAAAGGAAUGCCUUGAUCCAGACAUCCCGAAGUGUCUUAAGGAAGAGAUGCAGCAAAGGGAGGAACCUCGCCCAGUAAGCUUUUCAGCUCAUAGGACAACACUCCAGUCUGGAGGUUCCGAGGUGAAGUCGCGGCACAACCCAGCCCAGCGUCGGACCCCACCGGCCGCAGAGGACCCGCCAGCGUUGCUCGCCCUCUCCCCCGCCCUCUCCCCCGCAGCCUCGGAGCCAGCUUGCCCGUCAGGUCACAAGAGGCAGAAGGACUGUUGCCGGAGGGGGGCCGUGUCUCUUUCACGGGCGCCAUUUUGUGGGUCCGCGUCGUCUGGCUUCUUUCCUUCUCUCCGGGCCUCCUCGGGACGGGCAGGCCCGGUGCAGCCGGGCGUGGAGGUGUUCGUGGACGGCGUGCCCGGGGGGGCAUUGCGGGUGGAGCUGUGUGACCUCUUCGAGGCGGCCGUGCCGGGCGUGGUGGAGAACGUGGCCCUCAUGAAGCAGUUCACCUUCAUCCACCUAUGCGACGAGGCGGCGGCCGAGCGCGCCAUCCAGAAGCUCAGUGGGCACCUCCUGCACUGCCACCGCGUGGUCGUGGAGUUCUCCCGCCCGAGGCCCACCCACACCAUCAAGACCUUCGUGGGCAAUGUCUUGGCCGCCUGCACCAGCGGUGAGCUGCGUGUCCUCUUCCAGGAGUUUGGGCCCGUCAUCGAGUGCCACAUCGUGAAAGGAGUGGGAGAGGCGAGCUUGUGGCCUAGAAAUCUACUCUGUACAUGCUCAGAGGUGUUGUUAUGUUCUCCAUUCCUGACUGCGAUCCCAGCAAUUGAAACCAACUCAGCUUUAAGGAGCCCCAGUUUGACUAGCUGUCCCGCCGUGGCUGGGUUGACUUUACACAAUUGUUGGAUGUCUGGAGAAGCCAUUGAUGAGCUGCCCGAGAGGUACUUGGAGAAGUUGACCCAGCUCUUUGAGGAGCAUAAGGCCAAAUACGGGAUUGAACUUUCCAGCGUGGUGAUUCAAAACAGAAAAUAA